Molecule: messenger RNA, 3088 nt
Organism: Priapulus caudatus
Lineage: Eukaryota; Metazoa; Priapulida; Priapulimorpha; Priapulimorphida; Priapulidae
Product: ankyrin repeat and SOCS box protein 10-like
Biological process (GO): protein localization to ciliary inversin compartment; intracellular signal transduction
Cellular component (GO): ciliary inversin compartment
Molecular function (GO): protein binding
Source: RefSeq, a predicted model, not a curated record
UUGGUGCUGCCGGCAGAACACGGCUGUGUGCGCGCGCGUGUGUGCGUGUCUGUGUGUGCGGCUGCCUGCCUGCGAACACCGCGGGGCUGUCUAGUGUGUGUGUGUGUGUGUGUGUGUGUAUGUGUAUGUGUGGUACACCAAGGUACUGACUGCAUUAACGCCAGCAUAGCACAGCGUUGGAGGUAGGGACACCAAGGCACAAAGCUCAAGCUCAGCGGGAGGGAACAAGGAACAACAGUCCAUCGGAGGAAGGCGUCGCCCGGGAAGUCUUUCUAGAGAGAGAGGAGAUAUCAGAUCAUCGCGUAUAGCAUCGCGUCGGCACCGUCAGGUCCACUCGCACUCCGCGCGAAGCAGAGAUAUCACGUGCAUCUGUUUGCUGCGGCAGUCAAGUCUACACCCGUCGUAUAAGAAGAAAAGAUAGCAGAUAUAUGUGUCUGCUUCGACUGUGAAGUCUACUCUUCUUCUAAAGAAAAAGUCACAAAUCUGUUCUGUGAGAGUUGUGGUCUGGGAUACAGGGGGACGAACGAGGAAGUGGACCAGCAAGCUUCAACACACCGUCCCGUCACACGCUUCAACGCGCGACAUUCACGCGCUCUCACGCGCUUCAACGCGCGACACUCACGCGCUCCCACACGCUUCAACGCGCGACACUCACGCGCUCUCACACGCUUCAACGCGCGACACUCACGCGCUCUCACACGCUUCAACGGACGACACUCACGCGCUCUCACAAGCUUCAACGCGCGACACUCACGCGCUUCAACGCGCGGCACCCUCACCACGCGCCCUCUGUCGCGUCCACGUAAUUGAGCGUUGCGCUUGAACCUCGUGCAUAAUUGAUUAGCUCUGCUCGGCGUCUGCGCGUGAUGUCACGAUGAUGUCAUCGAUGUGUGACUAAGCCCGCUGCGCAGCGCACCGCGGCUCCCCUGUCUCUGCUCUCUCUCUCUCGCUCGCUCGUUAGUAUAACGUGUGGCCGCAUGCGCCACGAGAAGCAGUAGUAGUAGCAGUAGCAGCAGCAGCGGAGUGCGCCCCGCGUGUGUACGUGUGUGCGUGCGUGCACGCGUGUGUGUGUGUGUGUGCGCGCAACAGUGACAGGAACACACGACGCUCUCUCUAUAUAUAUAUAGUCGGGGACGUGGGCACAUCUACUACUGCACGCGGCAUUCUUGCUAGCGGCGCACCGGCGCGCAGUUACCGUGCGUGUGCGUGCGUGCGCGCGUGUACGUGUCCGUGGAAAUCGUCGUGCCGCUUGCUACAAAGAUGAAGAAGACGUAGCAAAAAAACACGACGGCAGCUGACAACAUCCCCGUAGCCAUGGCUCGCACUAACGGUAUCUGUUCUGAGUUAUGAUACGAAUUGAGGACAGAUCGUUGGGAUGCCUGAGACGGAGAAGACCUUUCUUAUUAUGUCCCUAACGCUUGAUAAGCUGCUGGGAGUAGAUGGAGUGCGAGCACCGAUAUCACCGGAGUCGGCGACAGACUGGAUGGACGAGUGCAGCUCUUCUAGUGACGUUCUCGAUGACGCCCUACUGAGACUCGUCAACCAAACCACAAAUGGCAAAGCGAUGCCCGUCAACCUCACCGGUCUGCAGGAGCUGUUGGAGCAGACCACUGCUCUACACGGGGGUGAGCGGGAUGGGGAGGAGCACCUUCAGGUGACAUUGGGCCACGCCCUGAUGAUGGUCAGUCUCGAGGAAGGACUGCUGCCGUACGCCGAGCUGUUGCUACAGUACGCGAACGCCGCGGGCGUUAACUUUGCCGAAGUACGCAACUACUCCGCUGCACAAGGCUUGCUCACUCCCGAACCCAGUGCCAUGGAUACACCUGCUCUGUGAGGCAGGCGCAGACCCCAACGCUCAGAACUGCGAUGGGCGCACUCCUCUACAUAUCUGCAUGCUAGGAAAUGUGCGCGACCACGAGGACGCCAUCUUGCAAGGCGUCGAGUUGCUAAUCAAAUACGGAUCCGACCUGAGCGCGGCCGACCGCGGCGGCAACACGGCGCUGCUCUACGUCAGGUCGAUGCUGCAGGACGGUGCUUACGACGCUGCCAAAACAUUCGCCGACGCUCUGCUGGGCAGCGGCGCCGACCCGAACUGCCGAAACUGCGAGCAGCGCUCCUUGCUGGCGUACAGUAUCGGUUGCCUCGACAACAGCGUCGAUCUAACCCGGUUGCUGAUCAACUACGGUGCUCUCGUCUGGUCGAUGGACUGGGACGACACCGAGCACUCGGCGUUCGCCUGGUACCUGAAGGCCGUCAUCAAUCAGACGCGCUACGAGAACUGCGCGCGCACGCUCGAGGUGCUGUGCCGCGUCAUGGGCGCGCAUCCGCAGACGAUGUACUCGCACAUGCUGCGCACUAUGUUCCGGCACGUGCGCUGCUUCCGCGUGCUCGGUCCCGUCUUCUUGGAGAUCAAGCACGCGAUGAUGCGCUACUGGACGGGGCCGCCGCAGCUGCGCUACCUGUGUUGGCGCGCCAUCCGCCGCUCGAUGCAGCCACACAACGUGGAGAGGCGCGCGCGCACGCUCGGCCUGCCGUCGCGACUCGAGCGCUACCUCACGAUGGAGGACGUCACCUGUGAUAAGUAGUAGACACGUUGCUAGAGUUAGGAGGAGGAAGAAGCAGAGGGGAAGGAGGAGGAGGGGGAGGAGGAGAGGUGCCUCUACCCGACCUCCUGCCCGCUCGACCGCCGCGCGCUCGCAUUGUAACGUCGCCGUGACGUCGCGGACGUGACGCGGACGUGACGCGGCCAUGACCCGGACGUGACGCAGACGUGACAGCGGACGUGACCUGGCCGUGACCCGGACGUGACAAUGGACGUGACCUGGCCAUGACCCGGACGUGACGCGGACGUGACGCGGGGCGACCGCCGGUCACCACCAAUCACCAAAGUAGUUGUAUACGAUGUUCAGGGAUUAGUGCUUGGAAUGUUCUUAGCGUCGUUUGUUUUUGUUGUUGUUGUUGUUGUUGUUGUUGAUGUUAUUGUUGCGUCCGCUGCUGCGGCGACGAUGCUCGUUCGACCACGUAGUCGCGAGAGCGGACAAGAAUCGGUCGAGAAUCGGUUUCCAUGGAAACCAGCUGGAGAGCAAUG